Molecule: messenger RNA, 1353 nt
Organism: Epithele typhae
Lineage: Eukaryota; Fungi; Basidiomycota; Agaricomycetes; Polyporales; Epitheliaceae
Product: cellobiohydrolaseII
Exons: 5
Coding region: 1-1353 (450 amino acids)
Biological process (GO): cellulose catabolic process
Cellular component (GO): extracellular region
Molecular function (GO): hydrolase activity, hydrolyzing O-glycosyl compounds; cellulose binding
Source: RefSeq, a predicted model, not a curated record
AUGUUCAAGUUCGCGUCGCUCCUCGCCUUCCUUUCCGUUCUCCCAUCUAUCUCGUACGCCCAAUCUCAAGUGUACGGCCAAUGCGGUGGUAUUCAGUGGGGUGGUCCCACGACGUGUGUGUCUGGCUCCGUCUGCACCUAUGUCAAUGACUACUAUUCGCAAUGUCUCCCUGGUUCUGCGACCAGCUCCACGAGCACACGCAGCACCACCUCCUCCACGAGCACUCGCACCACCACCAGCACCACCACGACUGGCACCGGGCCUACCUCCACUCCUGCUGCUGGCAACCCUUUCGUUGGCUACGAUGUGUUCCUCAACCCGUACUACGCAGCUGAGGUUAAGGCUGCUGCCGCGGCGAUGACUGACUCCUCUCUCGCUGCCAAGGCUGCUAGUGUAGCCAACAUCCCCUCUUUCUUCUGGCUUGACACCGUGUCCAAGGUCCCUACUCUCGGCACCUUCCUCUCAAACGCCACCGCUCUCCAAACGAGCUCCGGAAAGAAGCAGAUCGUCCCCAUCGUGGUCUACGACCUCCCCGACCGCGACUGCGCAGCGAAGGCGUCCAACGGCGAGUUCUCGAUCGCCAACGGAGGCCAAGCCAAUUACUACAACUACAUCGACCAGAUCGUCGCGCAAAUCAAGCAGUACCCCAACGUGCGCGUCGUCGCGGUCAUCGAGCCUGACUCGCUCGCGAACCUUGUCACGAACCUGAACGUGGCCAAGUGCGCGAACGCGCAGACGACGUACAAGACUUGCGUCACCUAUGCGCUCCAGCAGCUCGCGUCCGUCGGCGUGUACAUGUACAUGGAUGCCGGUCACGCCGGCUGGCUCGGCUGGCCCGCCAACAUCCAGCCCGCGGCAUCGCUCUUCGCAAGCAUGUACAAGAGCGCGAACUCGUCGCCCUUCGUCCGCGGCCUCGCCACCAACGUCGCGAACUACAACGCGCUCUCCGCCGCGUCCCCCGACCCGAUCACCCAGGGUAACUCGAACUACGACGAGCUGCACUACAUCCAGGCGCUCGGUCCGAUGCUCGCCUCCGCCGGGUUCCCCGCGCAGUUCGUCGUCGACCAGGGUCGCUCCGGCCAGCAGAACCUCCGGAACCAGUGGGGCGACUGGUGCAACAUCAAGGGCGCCGGGUUCGGCACGCGCCCGACGACGAGCACGCCCUCGAGCCUGAUCGACGCCAUCGUCUGGGUCAAGCCUGGCGGGGAGUCCGACGGCACCAGCAACUCGUCCUCGCCCCGGUUCGACUCGACGUGCUCGCUCUCGGACGCGACGCAGCCGGCGCCCGAGGCGGGGACAUGGUUCCAGACGUACUUCGAGACGUUGGUCUCGAAGGCGAACCCUUCGCUGUAA